Trachymyrmex cornetzi is the source of this 744-nucleotide messenger RNA. RefSeq lists its product as uncharacterized. The transcript has 2 exons. NCBI's taxonomy places the organism in Eukaryota, Metazoa, Arthropoda, Insecta, Hymenoptera, Formicidae. Bases 1 to 744 code for a protein of 247 amino acids. The record is from RefSeq and is a predicted model, not a curated record.
AUGAGUGACAGAAAAAGUAUCUUUAGUAAAACUGAGAAAGUAUUUAUUCUUCGAUGUAUAAAAGUUUACAAGUCAUUACCUGCAUUAUGGGAUAUUAAAUCAAAAGAUUACCAUAAUAGACAAAAAAAGAAUGCUGCUUAUGCAAUUUUAAUUAAUAAAUAUCGAGAAAAAUAUCCAAACGCAACUAGAAAGCAUAUCAUCAGAAAAUUCAGUGUAUUAAGGACAAGUUUCCGAAAGGAACUAAAACGAAUUAACGAUGCCAAACGAAAUGGAACUGAUGUGAAAAAGCCAACUUUAUGGUAUUUUGAAGAAAUGCGUUUCCUUCAAGAAAUACAAAAUUCACGUAGCACAAUGAAUCAAUUUAAGAAGACAGAAGAAAAUAAUUCUAUGACGCAGAUAUAUAAAGAAAAUGAGAACCAGAAAGAGAUGAAGAAAGACAAUACAUGCCAAAUAGUAAAAGAAAAAAUAACAAUCAAAGAGAGAGAGAAAAAUGCACAAGAUGAACUUACGGGUUUUGCAUGCGAAUGUCUUAAAUCAAAAGAAAAUGAAUAUGACAAAAUUGCUAAGGUUUGGGCUAUAGAACUGCCAAAAAUGUCCCGAGAACAACAAAUUUAUGCCAAAAAAGCUAUAAAUGACAUAUUAUUUGAGGGUCAAUUGGGAAAUUUGCAUUGGAAUUCUGUGCAAAUCGAUCCUCUUAUAAUAAGGCGUACUUUUACACCAAUAUACAAUUCAGAUUCUACAUAA